Molecule: messenger RNA, 931 nt
Organism: Drosophila takahashii
Lineage: Eukaryota; Metazoa; Arthropoda; Insecta; Diptera; Drosophilidae
Source: RefSeq, a predicted model, not a curated record
UCUGACAUCCAAAAUGAUGCUGCCCCAAAAAGAGGAAUCCACUUCUAGCCGUGCGAUGUCCAAGGAUACGACCAAUCCUGAGAGUUCUUUGCCUCUGUGGAGUCGCCUUUUGGACCACAAUGCGGAUGGUUGCCUGCGGAGGAAAAGUGAGGAAAAGGAGCAGAGCUUCGAAGUGGAGGUCGCCAAUCGAUUGUGGUCCUUGUGGGGCACCGCCUAUCAAGUGGAUUCCGGGGAGAGUAGUACCUCGUCGGAGUCCGCAGCCGGAAGGACCUCGGCCCCAGGAAAAAUGCUGGCCUGCUGUGUGCUAGCCUGUUGUGCAGGCAGUUUCCAUUCCCUGGAUUCCUGGGACUCCCGCCUGUUGGACACGAUCCUGCUGAACGGUGAGGAUUACUACGAUGAAAGCUUGGCGGCCAGGCAGCGCAGGGAUUUGGAGGGUGAAGUCUCCCUGGAAACUUUAAACCCCUCCUGCCAACUGGAUGGACGCCACUUUUGGGUGGACAUCGAGAGGUUCUCGUCCGGAAAGUUGUUCAGCAAAACCAAGAGCUUGGGAUCCGCAUUGAGUGUGUUCUUUGCCCAUCGCUUGCAAACCGGCAUACUUCAGCUAAGGGAUCAGGCUCUGGCCUUCGGUUUCAUACCAAAGUUUGCCUCCGGAGGAGGAUUCUUCCUCUUCCACUGCCAGGCGAGGGGGAAGCCCCUCUUCAAGGACUGCGAGAGUGCUCCCUAUGUCCUUAGGAUGCGAAAGCUGCAGCAACUUCUCUACUGCAUGCUGAUCACAUUGGACGAGCGCCGACGCAACGUGCCCUUCAGGAUCUACAAGGUGGGAUGUGUUCCCAGUGCUGUUUAGAGGGGCCACUUUGUAAGCUCAACUCUGCAAAAAUUCCUACUCUAAAAUAUACCGAAACCAAGCCAAAUUAAAUAGUAAUUAAAAUAA